AUACAAAUAAUUUUACUAUAAUUGAAUCAGUAACCAAUAAUACACUAGUUGAUUGUUAGUUACUUUAAAAAUGAGUUCCAUAGAGCUACUGGAUACCCAGCAAUGCCGUACUUGCUACAAUUCCAAAAUUAAUUUACAAUCAUUAAAGGGUGUACCGGACUCCUGCUGGCCAAGCCAAGCUGAACAAAAAUCCUAUUGCCAACUUUUAACAGAAGUUUGCAAUAUAAAUAUAAUGCUAGAUAUACCUCCAGGACAUUGGCCGCAAUUUAUUUGCUUAGCUUGUUCUCAAAAACUUAAAUCAGCUUAUGAUUUUAUACAACAAACCCAACAAAUCAAUAAAUAUCUAAAAUCUAUUGCUGAUCAGGUGCAGAUUAAACAUGAAAUAGAUUUUAUAGAAAAACCUGAACUGGAUAUUCCUUUGGAAAUUAAAAUAGAAACCGACAAUGAUGUGGAUAUACCAGCAAACGAAACGAUAUUUCAAUAUAUCCCUGUAAAAACGGAAGCAGUUAAGGAGGAAACUAUUUUGCCAACGGAUGAUGAUGAAUGUGAAGACAUGACGAUCAACAAUUUUAUCUUAACAGAAUACAAAAAUGAACUUACUGAAACUGAUACUGAAAGUAUUAAUACAGCAAUACAAUGCACAAACGCAUUAGUAAAUGAGGAUCCAACAGUUAACGAUAAUUCAGAUAAUUUCUUUAGCAAUAGUGUAAAUAACAUAAACAGUUCAAAAUCACGUACAAACAAAAAAUCGCAUAUUAGCAAUAAAUCUUUAGUCUGUAAUAUUUGCAAUAAAGAAUUUAAUAUUAAGUGGAAGUUAAACCACCAUAAUCGGUCUGUACAUAUGCCAGAGGAAGACAAAAUUCCUUGCAAUCUUUGUGACUUAAAAUUUACACGUCCCCAUAAUUUAAAAAGACACAUGCAAACUGUACACGCUCCAGGUAAACAGAAAAAAUGUAAUAAAUGUGAACGAAGCUACAUACGUUCUCGUAACUUAUACAUCCAUGAAAUAAAAUGCAAAGCCAAUGGUAACUGUUCAUAAAUCAUCUACAUACAUAUUACAAUAUUUAAGAUCAAUAAACAAAUUAAUAACAAAAAA
Messenger RNA from Calliphora vicina (urban bluebottle blowfly), 1096 nucleotides. RefSeq names its product serendipity locus protein beta-like. Gene Ontology annotation, cellular component: nucleus. Gene Ontology annotation, molecular function: zinc ion binding; DNA-binding transcription factor activity, RNA polymerase II-specific. The coding region runs from base 71 to 1039 and encodes 322 amino acids. The transcript has 3 exons. Gene Ontology annotation, biological process: regulation of transcription by RNA polymerase II. The record is from RefSeq and is a predicted model, not a curated record. Lineage: Eukaryota; Metazoa; Arthropoda; Insecta; Diptera; Calliphoridae.